This is a messenger RNA of Didymodactylos carnosus, 1014 nucleotides long. The record is from the annotation of a GenBank genome assembly. NCBI's taxonomy places the organism in Eukaryota, Metazoa, Rotifera, Eurotatoria, Philodinida, Philodinidae.
AUGGAUUCGAGCUUAACAGAUUUACUCUUGACUAGCUACUUAUCUGAACAAUUACGCACAAAGUCAUCCUAUAUUUAUGGAUGGACUCCACCAUCUCAUAAUUUUUCAACGCUUGUCGAUAGUUCUACUCACAAUCCAUUGUUAUCACUUGAGAAAAUUUAUAAUCAUCUACAACAAAAUAUCUAUUCAUCAACAGCAACAACAAACACCGUUCCAUCUGCUAGUGUUUCAACUGUGGGAGGUGAUGAUAAUUCAUCAGUUAUAUCAACAAUCGUUGGAGAAGACAAAAUCGAGACAGAUUCACAAAUAAGUAUAACUGUGUGUGAUGAAGCUAAAACAGUGAAACGUCAGUUUACGUGUAAUCGUACAUUACUUAUACGUGAAAUGCGUUAUUUCAGUGAUUAUUUAAAAGAUGAACCCGAACAAUUAGAAGAAGUUGAUAUUAGUGUCCAUUGUGAUUUAGACAUAUUUCAAUGGUUAAUGAAUUAUGUUAAACGAAAUAGUCAUAAUCAACUCGAACCACAACUUGAACCACGUAUUGCCAUAUCCAUAUUAAUAUCAUCUGAUUUUUUAAAAAUGGAAAAAUUAGUGGAAAAAUCUUUAGAUUAUAUUCAUACUCAUAUAAGUGAAAUAAUUCAAACAAAUUGUAAUAUGGCUUCUAUUCCCGAACAUCUUGUUAAAUCCUUAGUACAAUUAUUUUCAUCACCAUAUGAAAUUGAAUCAAUAAAAGAUCGAAAAGAUAAAAUUCGUAGUAAAUUAUUUGAAUAUUCACUUGAACAUAUGUUAACAUCAACAUUGACAAAAUUAAUUCGUUGUGCUACAUGUCAAAAUAUUAUGACAAUUGAAGAUAUGAUGUUAUUACCAUGUUUAGAAGAAAAAAUGUUUAUCAAACAAAAUGGUAAAUUAUUUUAUCAACAUAAAAUCGAUUCUAAAUUUGAUAUUAAUCAAUGGAUAAAAGAUAUAUAUCAACGUUCAGAAUUAUCGUGGCGUGAUACAUAUUGGAUGGUUUGGUAA